Messenger RNA from Sinocyclocheilus anshuiensis, 1833 nucleotides. Its product is annotated as homeobox protein Hox-C3a-like. Lineage: Eukaryota; Metazoa; Chordata; Actinopteri; Cypriniformes; Cyprinidae. Bases 1 to 882 code for a protein of 293 amino acids. The record is from RefSeq and is a predicted model, not a curated record. Gene Ontology annotation, cellular component: nucleus. Gene Ontology annotation, biological process: anterior/posterior pattern specification; embryonic skeletal system morphogenesis; regulation of transcription by RNA polymerase II. Gene Ontology annotation, molecular function: DNA-binding transcription factor activity, RNA polymerase II-specific; RNA polymerase II cis-regulatory region sequence-specific DNA binding. The transcript has 4 exons.
AUGGGUCUCUUUCUCCCUCCCACCUCCCAAAUCACGCUCUCUCAACUCUGUCAGCACGGUAACAGGUCGAAGAAUGCGGAGGAAAAAGGCAUCCUCGUUUGGUUGCUUUCCAGCACUUUACAACUCAAACAGCGAGUGCGCGAGGCUAUUGGAGGAGGCCAUCACGUGACUACAUUGUUUACCCUUGUUGGAAAACAAUUAAAGACGGCAGUGAGUGAGAGCAGUUCUGCGUGGAGAAAACAUGCUGAAGAGAAUUCAUCAAAACAUUAUGAAGGCCAUAUGUGGAACUUUCAAAAACACUCUCAACAUCCCUAUUCAUUCUCUGCUGGUGUCAACCAGUCCACGAAUGAAACGACAAACUCCUUGGACCGGGCGAAUGCAACGGGGUGCAAGCUGUCAACUUCCUGCUUUUCAACCAAGAAGUACCCUUGGAUGAGGGAGACACAUACACCUAUAAACUUCAGCUCCAUUAACGUCAUGGAAUCAGGUGAUUCCAGGUACAGCAAUGGUGAAGUACAGCAUAGCAGCUGUUCUAACAGUAAACGGGCACGUGCAGCGUUCACCUCCUCCCAGCUGCUCGAGCUGGAGAAGGAGUUUCACUUCAGCGCUUACCUGUGCCGCAACCGGAGACUUGAAAUGGCUGCGCUGCUGAAGCUCACUGACCGCCAGAUUAAAAUCUGGUUCCAAAACCGUCGUAUGAAGGAUAAGAAAGAUCACAAAGAAAAGUCAAAUGCAAAGUCCUCUUACUCCUACCUGGAAACAGGUAACCAACCCUUUGUGAUUAGUGGCAGCACAGCGGAUUCCCCAGCGCCAUUAAAAUUCCAGUACCACUAUGAGAGAACAUCAAUGUCUGGUAUGAACUGUGCACAGAGCCACCGGUGAAACAGGAAGUCCAACAACCAGGGUCUUCUGCUUUCAGAAUCCAGCUGUCAGCACUAAAAUAGCACUAAAGCCUGAUUCACAUGAAUGACUGAAUUCUCUUGGAUAAUUUAAAUACAAAUACAAAUUCUCCACAAAAUAUGUACCUGUUCUGUCACUGACCAGUUUUUUUCCCCAUUAUAACUCUCUCUGACAUGAUUUAUAUUUAAGGAAACUGAAGAUUUAUUGCCCCUAGAUAAUGAUUUAUAUGAAAAUGUUAGUUCAAUAGCCAAGUUUGCUCUGAACCAGAUUACAUGUUAUCAGCUAGUACAUGGUAAAAUCAGAGUUAGUCUCCACUGUGCAUAAAUCGCUGUAGUAAUAAUAUCUUUGCAAAGCGCCAAGAUUUAUUGCGCACGGAUGCAGACUCACUUGUACAAGUUUAUCUCUUGGGCACAGAAAAUACAAUUUAAAAAGGGCAUUCAAGACCUGACUGGUCAUUAACAUGCCCUCAACUUUUGUAAGUGCACAACAUAUUUUUAUUGCUCUCAGAAUGAUAUGUUAUUUUUCCCACGGCAUGUGCUGAAACUUUUAACAUAUGUAUUAUAAUGGCCAGAAAUGUUCAAAUAUUUAACCCAUGUUGAAUUCCAAUGACUUGUUCUCCUAUUGACAAUGCGCUACUCUGAGUUUGACUUUACACAAGUUUUGUUUUCCUGUUGAUACUGAAAGUAUACUGAAUUCAUGGUGUUUUGACUGACAAAUGAAUAAAGCAACAAAACAGGAUUAAUUCACGGUCACAAUGCUAAGUCAAUGUCAGAAUUCUUGCUUUGAUAAUGUUUUGAUUUGAUUUGACCUAUUCAUGUAGACUAAAGUGUGAACAAGACAGAGCAGCAAUGUAAAAUGUUUAUAUUUCUAGAUCUUGCCACUUUUAUUGUAAUUUGGUCAUAGCUGAUUAAAAGCAUGCAUUUUGAAACGGCA